CAUCUGGCCUGACUCUUCUUCACUGUGGCCUCUCUAGUGAAGAGCAGCACCAGGAGAAGCCUCACCUCUACCAGAGGCUGAGCAGUUUCCUGUAAUCCCCAAAAGCCUUUCCUUUCCUGAAACCCCACGCUGCAGAGCUCACGAGGAGCAGGGCCCUGCUUGACCUCAGUUUAUACCAUGUGACCAGGCAUGUACCCGAAUAUCACCAUGUAAAAUGUACUUUUGGCAACCAAGAUCUAUUGGAUGUUUAAGACCAUGUGAAAACAAAGAAAAGCAAACACGCUAAAGCAGCAGAGAGCAAUCCUUUAGUCUGGCUCCUACCUGUACCUGCAUUAGUGACUGACCUUCUAUUCCCUUCAGAUGCCUUAAGGAACAGCAACACCCGUACAGCGCUUUCCGCCGUAUUUUUAUAUUCUGAUUAUGUAACUGUGCUGCUUGCAUAACCGCGACGACAAUAAGUGUAGGAUUUGUCUAAGGAUCAACACGGAGCAGCUCCUGCCAGCCGUUCCCGAGUGUCCCUCCCAGCCGCCCCGCUCGGAGCGCACAGAUAAGGUGGGUGCCGUGUGUGUCAGUGACGCUCACCCCAUGCAGCCCGGCCGGGGAAGUUUAGCCUAAAAUAACGUUUGCAUUCACUGCAUGAGAUAAUGUCACCGAGGAUAUCAGCUCUCAGCGGCCUUACCGAAACACACAGACGGCCACCAGCUGCCACCCGUGCCCUGUCAGGGGGUACUUCCCCGCUCUGUCGCGCCGCCGGGGAUGCCCCAGCCCCGCGGGUCCCUCUCCCUUUUCCCGGGGCUCCCGCCCGGCUCCUGCCGCACGCGCGGGCGCAGCCGCGCUCGGGGCUGGGCGGGCGCCCCGGUGCCCCCUUUGUGCUUUUUACACCAGAAGAGCCCCGCGGGCAGGCCCCGCACCGAGCAGUGCCGGUGCCAGCUGACCCAGCGCCCGGGAAGGGGUGCCGCGGUCCGCGCCGGCCGCACGCCUGGCCGCGGGGGCUCUCACGGACCCGCCCCCCCGCUGCGGCCGCAUCAAUCAUUAACGGCGGCUCGGGUAUCCAGCGCCUCCCACCCCGGGAAACCCUACCCGGGGCGGCGGGGGCGUCUCUUCCCGCUCCUCGGGAGCGCUGGAUGCGCCGCCGGUUUCCAGUUACCGCGAUGCCGGGCGGCGGGGCGGGAGGAGCCGCGGCGGUACUGCCACUGCCCCUGCUGCAAUGAGUGAUGCUGCCGGGGGCGGCGGCGGGGGCGGAGAGGCGCAGAGCUACCGCGGAUCCUCCGCCGGCGGCUGCGGGCGCAGCGGCUCUGCCUCGCCCGGUCGGCGGCGAGGCGGCGGGCCCGGGGCCGGCCGGGGCAGCAGCAGCAUGCCGGCGGGCGAUGGGGACAAGAAGGAGGCGGCGCCGCCGCCGCCGCCUCGCCCUGCCGCCCUGCUGCGGUGGGACGAGGUGCCCGAGGACUUCGUGGAGUGCUUCAUCCUCUCGGGCUACCGGCGGCUGCACUGCUCGGCACAGGAGUGCCUGGCCUCGGUGCUGCAGCCCACCAACGAGACCCUCAACUUCUGGACCCACUUCAUCCCACUGCUGCUCUUCCUCAGCCGCUUCGGGCGGCUGCUUCUGCUGCGGGGCGCCGGGGACGUGCCCUUCCACCAUCCGGCCCUGCUGCCCCUCUGGUGCUACGCCUCGGGGGUGCUGCUCACCUUCGCCAUGAGCUGCACGGCCCACCUCUUCAGCUGCCUCUCCCCGCGCCUCCGCGCCACCUUCUUCUACCUGGACUACGCCUCCAUCAGCUACUACGGCUUCGCCAGCACCGUGGCCUACUCCUACUACCUGCUGCCAGGGCUGAGCCUGCUGGACGCCGGCGCCAUGAGCCGCUACGUGCAGCAGCGGCUGGGCUGGCAGCUGGACUGCAGCCUGCCCAUCGCGGCCUACCGCGUGCUCGUGCUGCCCGUGGCGCUGGCGCUGGCCGUGGGCUGCACGGCCGCCUGCUGCCGCAGCCGCGCCGCGUGCUGCGCCUACCCCUUCGCCGUGCGCACCUUCGUGUUCGCCAUGCCGCUCAGCAUGGCCUGCCCCAUCAUGCUGGAGAGCCUCCUCUUCGACCUCCGCGCGCGCAACCCCACGCUCUUCGUCUACUUCUACCGCCGCUACUUCUGGCUGCUGGUGGCCGCCUUCUUCAACGUCAGCAAAAUCCCCGAGCGGAUCCAGCCGGGGCUCUUCGACAUCGUGGGGCAUAGCCAUCAGCUCUUCCACAUCUUCACCUUCCUCAGUAUCUACGACCAGGUGCACUACGUGGAGGACGGCCUGGCUGAGUUUCUGAAGGCGCCCCUGGCUGCCCCCACCUACCUAGGCACCGUGGGCUAUAUGCUGCUCCUGACCGUCUGCCUUGCUGUGGUCGUCAGGAGGUUCCUCAACGUUGCAGACCUCUGCAAGCAGGACUGACCGCGCCGGUGAUCCUCGGGACAGCGACCCCCAUGCCACUGACCCUUGGCCUGGAGGUCCUUGGGCCGAUGACCUUCAGACUGGUGACCCUCAGACCAGACCCACCAUGUCCUGAAGAAGCUGUGAAACCUGGGGGAAACCCACCUGUGGAAGAGCCAGGUCCCUUUCAUGGAGGUUUGCUGGAGAAAAUGACCAUGGCAGAACUGCUCGUGCUCUUUAAACUACUAGGUUACCAGGGGAAGCAAGCAAAUGCUUACUGGUAUGUUGCUGCUUAGAGUAUAAGCUGAAAUAAUUUAGCUCUGCUACUAGGAAGAAUGCAUGAAUGGUGAAUGCCACUUACUAAUUUCAUAACAAUUAGGUCUAAACUAGCUCUGUAUAUACAUAUAUAUUUAUAUAUCUAGCUAUAUAUUUAUUAGCUACAUAUAUGUGUAUAUAUAUGUAUACACCUGAAGACAUUUGUGCAAUGAUUUCUCAUAGUCUUUUAAUCAACUCCUAUGUGAAAAUUCCUAGCAGAUUAUGCACUGACAUUUAUCUUCCUCUCUGAUAUUGUAACAGGCCUUUGCAGCCACAUACUGGAUUUUAAAUGCAAACAAAUCAAUAGCUAUCUAUAGUUUCUAAGGUCUUGCAGCCUUUUCAGCCAGGGAACAAUAGAUUUAAGAGAGAGAGGAAAACCAGUUGUGAAUUAUUACAGAAUUACCAGUUAAUGGAGAGACUUUAAUUAGACAGGCAAUGAGUGGCUGGUGUAGCCACUCGGAUCCUAAAAUAAAAUAGAAGGAUGUGUAAAAUAACUGAACCAGAAAGGGGUCAGAAUGGUUUGGAACGGGGGCAGAGGAAGAAGGACCCUGCAUAAUGGAAUGGCUCUUCCCUCAGCAUGUCAGGAACAUCUGUUGUGCUGAGGGAGUUGCUAAGGGGCCCCUUUAUCUUGCUGGGUAAAUCACCCCCAAACCAGUCCUCUAGAGUCAAAUUCAGAUGCCAGACUUGCUGUAAACCCCUGCCAAGCUCGGUGGGAGUUCUGUGAAUGUAAAGAGAGUAACUGAUGCAUGAGAUUUCAUUCUGGAUCUUUUAAAAAACUACAUGGAACUAGUUUCUACUGCUCUUUAAUUAGAGCACUGUCGUAUUUACCAUCCUAAAAUUAGUUGCAGAAUACGAUACUGCUGCAUCUGAGUUCAGCACCUAAAAUCUGGCUCUACAAGUACUGGAUACUGGCACUUUUUUUGUCAUUCCCCACUUUUUCCUAUUCUGAUUAGUUGUGGCUGCAGCUGGAUGUGUUGAAGUCCUCUUUCUGAAGCUUUGGGGGAGUUCAAAGACAAGAAUUAGGAGGUGUUUUCCAAAGCAGUAUCUCUUCAGAGCAACCCAUGUAUUAUCCUUGUUGCACAACAAAGAGCUAAGUAUAGAUUGAAUUUCUCUAGAUUCAUUUUUGUAAACCAUGUGCAGAUUUUAAGCAGAUGCGUUUUGCUUUUGUCUGACAGAACAAGUGCAAUAAUGUUACACAAGGGGCUUACCAAUCAAAGUUCAGGUGAGAAACUGCUUGUGUAACCCAUUGUCUAAAGAAGGGUGGUACUUCCUUAGCAAACCCUUGUGUCAGACUGUGUAAUACUGUAAUAGCUGUUUUACUCAGCUCCUGUUGUAGAAGUGUAUUUCUGCUUGGGUCUUUCCCAUUUUCAUGGACAUGGCAUCUGGAUGCCAAGACAAUGUUUUGAGUCCAGUCCUAAUCUUCUGUAAGACAAAGUCCCCUUUGUUUAAAAUGGGAAUAUAGGAAGGACUGUAGCCAAGGAUUAUGACCCAAAUAACGUGGGUCAGAGUCAUCACAGACCCAAUAACUGAUAUGCCCUCUACCAAUGUAACAGCUUUAUGAAAAUUUCUCAAUUGAAGUGCAUAAGCUAAAAGAAAAUUACACUCACUCGAUUUAGCUUUUAUCUCAACCCAUUUUAAGCAUAAUGGUUUGAAUAUUUUAGAUUCUUAGCGAAGAAUGAAAAGGGCCUAACAAAAAUAUAUACUCUUUGCCAGCCACAAUUCUGUUGGUAUGUAAUUUCUGGAAGGGUCAGAUGUCUUUUAAGGAUAUUGGCUAGAAUUAUCUGAAGUAGCAAUUCCCAAACUGUGGCCUCCCGAGUUAUUGCUGUUGGGCCAUAAAAAACCUACAUAGCCCUGUGUGAGUGGCUGUGUUCAGUUUUCAUUUGCCAAGAUGCAUGAAAAGAAAAUGGAAACUACAUGAAGUAUUUUAAAUUUUACCUGUUUUCACUAAGUUUUGUCAUAAAUGUAGCAUUGCUUUCUUCAGCUGCCAACAAAGCAGAAAACUGUCUGCACCACUGGGAGAGGAGGCUGGUUCACAACACUGUUAUUCCUUGAAACGUGCUUUAAUAUUGUGAAAACCCUGAAAACUCGCAAUAGAAAGCCAGUGGAUCAAGACCUGCAACGAUGUCAUGCUAUGAAUUUCCACAAUUGCAAAAAGAGGCCAAAAAUCUUUGAGAUGGGCUGUAUUCAAGUUAAAAUAAUAGAGGCAUAGUAGUUAGAGCCCAGUGACUCAUCCAAACUAAUUAUGUAGAAAGGAUUUGCCUGGGAGAUGCCACUAGCACAUCCAACCAGCAAUUAAAAACUAAGAAAUAAAUCUUAGGGACAGCAAACCUCAGCACUAGAAGGCACCUCAGAAACAAACAGUAAAAGCCAAAUUAAAAAGACCAGGCUUUUAGAGCAUACUGUAUAAUGAAUUAUAUUUGUGCUUGUCAGUCACAAUGUAGAGGACAUCUCAAGAGGCAAUGUCAAAAAUGGCUGUUGCUAACUUGUAAAAAUACAUUUGAUAUUUGUAGUUAGGCCACACAGGGUCAUCUAUAUAUAUCUCAACGACAGAUAACAGUAUAAAGUUUGGAUUGCAACCAACUGCAAUUUUACUGGAAUCUUACUGCUGUUACAAGAGUUGCCUGUGAGCCCCAGUCACACUGAAGACUGGGUACCUGGCUCUGAUAUUAAGAAUAUUGCUUCAUUCAGAAGUUUCUGUUGGCAAAUUGUUUAGGCACGUGUAUGGGCCUGAGCACCUCAUGGCAUUAUUUGUAAAAGCUGGUUGCAAGCACUGCUGUCUGAGCCACAGUGAGCAGGCUGCUGAAUCCAGAGUGAAUGGCUACAGGGAGAUGUGACUAGAAUUUAAGAGUUCUAAUUAAUGGAUCUUUGUUUGUUUUUUUGUCUAAAAAAACGUGACUACAAAUUAAAAAGGUACAGUAAGUGUGGAGAAUAUCUAGGGAAAUGUUACCUGAGUGCCUGAGUGUCUGUGUCUAUUCAGUGAAGGACAUGCAUGUAGAUAAUAGUUCCAUUUGCUGUGUCCGAUGGACAGAACUAAUCUGAGAUAAAAAGAUUAAAAUUGGAACAAGAUAUCUAUAAUUAUAGUGCUUGAAUUUGCUCACACAGAAGUGAGUCAGCAUUUGUGUGACUUGUAAGGGUGCAGGGUAACUUUCUGGUGUGAAAGCACACAACUGAAGAACGUGUGUAAGCAUGUCCAGAGCUCAGACAAGAGGUCUAACCUGCAGACUAGAUGCAUAAGGCAAUCCUAGAAAACUAACUUGCUUGCAGAAGUACGUGUCAUAAUGUUUUAAUGACCUGCCAUAAGGUCUGCACUGUGGAUUCCACAGCUCAUGUUUGAAACCAAAAAGGCUUUUCAGGCCUUUUGUAGUAGAAUCUGUACGGGGAUGGGAGCAGAAGGUGGGGACUGGAGCACAGGGGGUGGCCUGUAAAUGCCUGGGUGUCUUUCUGUGUUUGGCCAGCACUGACCUCCAGACUGACACACUGUGCUGAUGUGAGGUGACUGUUGCUGGGGCCAUUUCUCAGAGUAUUGGUGGCAUAGACACCCCCCUUGCACGUGCCUAGAACUGCAAUCUACACUGGCAUAUAUUCAGUAAGCCUGGCUUCUGGGCACUUCUGAGUAGCCUGUGAGCCUCAAGCUCAUCUUCCUGGAAGAUCAAUAAACCUCAUCUGUAAUCACUACCCUGUUUUCUGUGGUGAUACAGUAGUUUUUCUGCAGUAUGUUCAUUUGAAUGUCACUAUCCAGGAUAUCUGUGAAGCUCUGAGCAGCUUCAUUAGCAAGACUGGAAUCUAUAUAGUCUGGAAACAAAGGGAAAGGUUUCAUCUGCAUGCUGCACUUGUAGAAAUGUAGCAGUUAAAAGUAGAAGUAUGUUCAAUUUUUUUGCUAAAAUGAUAAUUCUGCUUAGUUGUCCAAGUGUUAUGCUUAUUAUUUAUUUGCUGAAUCCAGCUACUUUGUCAGGUUUUUGUCAACAGUGCAUCUGCAGAAAAUGACAGUAUGAGUUUUACUUCAUGUUUAAGUAAACUCUGAGGCAGCACAUUCAUAGAGCAUUAUUGCACUAAAAUCAGUUGAUUACCAUCCACAUGCCUUACAGAAGCAAAUCAUACCUGUAGUAAUUGCCCAGAUUAAAAUGUUUUUUUCAUUGCCUAUGAGAGUAAAAAUGACCAAGUGGCCAGUAACAAGCUGAGGAGUCAGGCACUCCUGGGCUCUUGUCCUUGCUUUGCCACUAUCUGUUCUGUAAUCUAGGGCAAGUUGUUUAAACUGUGUUAAUUUUGAAUGAAUUUUAAUUCAUGUGAAACACUGGAAUUGUACCAGGGUUGAAUUUGACCCUUUGUGUCUCAGUUUCCACAUCUGUAAGAUGGGGAGAAUAUACCUUACCUACCUCGCAGGGUCGCUCUGAAGACUAGCAAAUGUUUGUAAAGCACUUAAAAAUGCAAAGACCCUCCCAGGUGCUAAGAAGAAAUAUUACUGAACUCCAGCAGAGAGAAUGUUAUAUUUUCCCUCAUCUCACAGGGAGAGGAACAUGAAUGUUUCCAGAUUGUGAACUCUUGGAACAAACCCCUGUCAUUGCUGUGCUCUAGGAUGUUCACAUCCCGUCUCUUCUGGAGCUGAUGGCAAAAUUUCUACUGGCUCAAGUGGGGGGCAAUCAAGACCCAGGCAGUAUUAAACAGGCUGACUAAAUGCUUAAGGGUCAGGAGUAAAGAGAAAACAUACAUGACUUACAUAUGCUUUUCUUCAGAAAUUCUCACUGGUAACUUGUACUGAGGAGCAUUGUAACACCCACGAGGCCUCCUUGUUCGUGUAGCCAUGGAUUGUGUUCCAGUUACUAUGAAACAAUGGAGCAGGAUUUCCCAUCAGUGUCUGUAAGAUUAUGAUUAUGUCUCAGUUGCCAUUGGGAAUUUUGAACUACGUCAAACUUCUUACCAGAGUAAAAAGACCUGAAGUAAAUGAAGCUUUUAAGAAAAAAAUAUGUAAUCAUUUGAGAACAUAAAAUUAUACUGAUCAAACAACUUUCUCUUUUUCCCUCCUGUUCUGCAAAAUCAACAACAUGGAGUUAAUCUUACGGUUGAAAUCUGAACUGGGGGUCUUUUGACCACAUAUAUGUACUCUGUCAAGAAGCCCUGAAUAAUCAUUCUAGUAACCCACUCUGCCCAUCAACUGGAAGGGCUGAUGCAAAAACCACCACUGAGAAGAGGACCAUGUUUUUAAGAGCUUUCUAACUGGCAGCAGUAGCUGAGGGGAAAAAAAACAAAACACAUCAAAGGGUUUGAGUGGUUUGUUAGUCAAGGCUUGUACCUUUAGAAAUUCUCCCAAUAUCCAAGUAUAUUCCUAGCUUCUGUUAGCCAGCUCUGAGUCAGAGCUAUAUAAUCAACACCCAAGUUCCAGCUGAAACUUUACUCUCUUCUCCUCAGAUGAGAUGUAAGAUGGUAGUGUCACAUGCACUGAAAGACACAGACCUCCAUUCAAGACACUUAGUGUCUUGGAGCUGGGUGUGGAAUUAAGUUAAAUAAUUUUCACAUCUUGCAUAGACAGAUGCUGCUUCAUUCCACUGAAUUCAGUAAUAAAUUAUUGACCAAGACAAAGGAAGCAGGCUUUUGCUUAAAAUUGCCUGGAAGGAAACACCACCAGCAGACUUCUGCUUUCAGGGCAAUUGCUUCCUGGGCCGUACUCAGAACACGGAGGAUUCUGAAGUGCGGCUUCGCUACUUCGUGGGAAUGCCUUAGGAUUUGUGUUGUAGCUGGGGGUUAAUAGUACAGAGAAACAGUUUAUAGCAAGUCAAUUCUGUCUGCUAGAGGUUCAAGCACGCUUUAGUAGGAGGUAUCGUGUUCAAGGGGCUGUGCAUGCAAUGAACAAAAAGUGUGAAUUUUGUGUGGUUCUGUUGGGAGGGUUUGAAAAUUUACUCUUUGUACACUUUUGGAUGCUGACUACUGUAUAUGUAAUGACUAUGCAUUUUUAGCAAAAAAAAGGGGUGUGAUCUAUAAAUAAAGUUGAUUCUGAGUUAA
This is a messenger RNA of Passer domesticus (house sparrow), 8713 nucleotides long. RefSeq names its product progestin and adipoQ receptor family member 9 (gene PAQR9). NCBI's taxonomy places the organism in Eukaryota, Metazoa, Chordata, Aves, Passeriformes, Passeridae. Bases 1208 to 2425 code for a protein of 405 amino acids. Gene Ontology annotation, cellular component: membrane. The record is from RefSeq and is a predicted model, not a curated record. The transcript has a single exon. Gene Ontology annotation, molecular function: signaling receptor activity.